Molecule: messenger RNA, 1268 nt
Organism: Sabethes cyaneus
Lineage: Eukaryota; Metazoa; Arthropoda; Insecta; Diptera; Culicidae
Product: clavesin-1-like
Exons: 3
Coding region: 79-951 (290 amino acids)
Cellular component (GO): membrane
Molecular function (GO): phosphatidylinositol bisphosphate binding
Source: RefSeq, a predicted model, not a curated record
GACUCCACUGCCCCUUUGGCACAAGUGAUCUUUAUUGUUCAAUUCAAACGGAAAAAGGACUUUAGAAAUUUUUUAAAAAUGAAUCUUGCACCCUAUGAUAUUGAUACGUCCCCACCGGGACCGGAGCUGCUGGAAGUUUCCCGUCGAGAGCUGCGCGAAACACCGCAAGUACGGGAGGCUGCUAUCGUAGAGCUUCGUAAGUUGCUGCACAACGCCACGGAUCUGCACUAUCGGGACGACGACGAUUUCCUGCUGGUGUUCCUGAGACCGUGUCACUUCUAUCCGGAAAGUGCGCUGAAAAUGAUGCGACGCAUCGCGGAUUUCAAGAAGAACAACUACCCUCUGAUGCAUAACCUCUACCCGGAGGACGAGAAAAUUUCCUUCGUCGAGCAUGGCAUCGUCAACGUGCUGACCAAUCGGGACCGGAAGGGACGCCGAAUUCUGCUGCUCAACGUAGGCAAAGUGUGGGAUCCGAAGCAGGUCAACCCGGAGAAGCUGUUCCGCAUGCUGUUUCUCAUCCAUCUGGUGGCGCAGCUGGAAGCAUCCACCCAAAUCAACGGAAUCGUCAUCAUCAUGGACUUCGAGGGUCUCUCGCUGAAACAGGUUCGCGCCCUGUCGCCCUCGUUCUCGCGACUUCUGCUGACCUUCAUCCAGGAAGCGAUUCCACUGCGGAUGAAGGAAGUGCACAUCAUCAAGCAACCGUACAUCUUCAACAUGGUUUGGACCCUGUUCAAGCCGUUCAUCGGAGAGAAGCUCCGCAAUAGGCUCGAAUUCCACGGCAGCGAUAUGAAGAAGCUGCACAAGUUCAUCGAUCCGAGUGAUCUGCCGAAGAACUAUGGCGGAUCGCGGCCUGCCCUGGACUACGGAUCGCGCGAUUGGUAUCCUUGUAUCGAGAAGUACGUCGACCAUAUCGCCCUGUGGAACACGUACGGUUACGCAAAUGCUCCCUGAUUUGUGCGUGGCUGUGUUUUGCGUCUCAACCGCACGGAAUGAGAGUAAACAAGUACCUACAUACCAUACCCUAGCGCUGCGUUGUUGGGAGCAAAGCUAGACGACUUUAGUGAUAUUAGUCGAAUUGAUUUAUUGGCAGCGAUAAGCGCGUUCGGAUCAAGAAGUGAACUUAUUUGCGUAAUCAUUAUGUGUGCUAGCGACAAUUGUGAAUUGUGAAGGUUUUAGUUUGUACAAAUUUUAUGAUUUUUUGUGAGACCUACUUAUUUAUUGAUUAAGUUGCAUUUACUGCUGAAAUCGAUCAUUUCAUUGAAUAAAAU